AUGACGUUAACAUUAGAAGUGUUACCUGAUGAAUUAUUAUUAGAACUUUAUUUAUAUUUAAAUCCAUUAGAUGUUCUCUAUUCAUUUUCUGGACUUAAUCAUCGAUUUGAUCGUAGUAUAAAUGAAUAUAAAUAUCAUAUUGAUUUAUCCAUAACAGGUAUAUCAUUAUCUAAAAUGAUUUAUUAUUCAAAACAAUUAUUUCCCGUUAUUUCACAUUAUGUUCAUAUGUUAACAAUGAGUGAUGAACGUACACCAAAUCAAAUGUUAUUAUUUAAUGAUAUAUGUCAACAAUUUUCAAAUUUAGAAUGUUUAAAAUUAAGAUAUUGUAAUGUUAAUGAUGGUAUGAUUAAUAUUCUUUCACAAUUAUAUCAAUUAAAAAAUUUAUGGGAAUUAUAUGUACAUGUGAGUGAUGAAAUUGUACCAAUGACAAAUAUAACAAUGUUUUUAAUUGAUUAUUAUGUUUUUAAUUGUCAAAAUCAAUUAGAAAAAAUAAAAAUAUUAUGUGCAAAUGGAAUGAAUAUAUCUGAUCAAUUACAUCCAAAUCAUCGUAUUACAGAUUUAAAUAUAAUGUUAAAAACACUUGAUGAUUUAUUUAUGAUAUUUCGAUUAUUACCAAAUUUAAAACGAUUAAGUGUAAAUAUUGAUCAUUAUUCACCAUCAAAAUGGAUUGGAUCAUUAAAUUUACCAACACAUCUUGUUGAAUUUCAUUUUGAAUCAUUUGAUGGUAAUGUUUUACCUUUUGAUGUUCUCGAUCUUCUAACAUAUAAUAUACCUACACUAGAAUGUUUAUCGGUUGAAGUUCAUACUAAUGAUCAAAAUUAUGUUGAUGGUCAAAAAUGGGAACAUCUUCUAUCGAGUUCACCUAAAAUUAAAAAAUUUUUUUUAAUCGUACGUUUAUCAAAUCAAUAUUUAGAACUUUUUAAUGUUAUAAAAACAUUUUCAACAGAUUUUUGGUUAAUAGACAGACACUGGUAUGCAUUGGGUUAUAUUGAUGUAAGUCAAUUUUAUUUAGAUAUACUACCGUAUGAUUUACCAGAUGAAUAUUGGCUAGAAACGUCUGUAAGAAUGUAUGAACAAAAAUCAACAUCAUCAAUGUCAAUAAUCGAUCGAUAUCAUGUUGAUUGGUUACAUAUUGCUGGUCAAGAUAGAGCUGUAUCAAUGUCAAACUGUUUUCACAUUAUUAAUCAAUAUCCAUUGAUAAGAAAAUUAUCAUUACUUCAACUAAAUAUUGAACAAGAUGAAUUGAUUGAACAUAAAUUAGUUAAAUUAAAAAAAUUAAAUCGUUUACGUUUAGCUCGUUCAUCAAAAAAUAAAACAAAUAUGAUUUUUUUAUCUAAUUUAUUUCAUGCAUCUUCUCGUUUACAAUGUUUAUCAAUUUAUUAUGCUGAACUUGUAUAUAUUACAAAACAAUUACCUAAAAAUAAAAAUAAUGAACAUUUAGGUUAUUCAUUAAGUCAAAAUAUUACUCAAUUAGAAAUAUUUGUACAUGGUGGUGAUGGUCAAUUAAAAAUUAUUGAUUUUUUUUUAAUUUCAAAUGUAUUUACAACUCUUCAACAUUUAGAAUUUCAAUUGAAAUCAAGUAGAAAAGCAAUGAAACAUAAACAAGAAUUUAUUUUAAAUCAAUUAUUAAACUAUUUUAUGAAUAGUAACAAAAAUUUAAUUAGUUUUAAAAUGAUGUGUACAAAAAAUUUACAUUUUACAUUUUUAGAAUAUAAUCAACUUAAUUAUUGGCUACGAACAAAUAUUGAUAUUCUUAAAAAUAAUACAACAAAUUUAAAUGCCACAUAUGAUAAAAAACAAUUACAAAUUUGGUUAUAA
Didymodactylos carnosus is the source of this 1818-nucleotide messenger RNA. NCBI's taxonomy places the organism in Eukaryota, Metazoa, Rotifera, Eurotatoria, Philodinida, Philodinidae. The record is from the annotation of a GenBank genome assembly.